Haliotis rufescens (red abalone) is the source of this 5240-nucleotide messenger RNA. RefSeq lists its product as uncharacterized. The record is from RefSeq and is a predicted model, not a curated record. Bases 208 to 3738 code for a protein of 1176 amino acids. The transcript has 18 exons. Lineage: Eukaryota; Metazoa; Mollusca; Gastropoda; Lepetellida; Haliotidae.
AUCUUACAGAUGUACAGUUUGAGGAAGUUUUAUUUGAUUUUCUCGGAAAUUUGCAAUAGCUGACAGUCGUUAUACCACGGUAUUUACUGUUGCUUUUCAUCACUGGACGUUGACAGUUUUACGCAAAUUACGGUACGGUACUUCCGCGUUUAGCAUACAGUUAGCAACGGAGUUGAGUGGACCAUCUGAAUACAAUUUCAGUAAAGCAUGGAAGAAGACCUUGCUCUGGGCAGACUGGUUGCCCAAAGGAGGCAGAGGCCAGUCUUUGCCCGCCUGAUCUCCUGGGAAAUCACACCGCAUGAAGCACCUGGAGGAACAACAAGUGACCAGGUCUCAAACUCAGACAGCGCUGGAGAUGCUUCAUCAGAAAACGAAGCAAAGGGAGAUAACUCCAACGACAGCGAUGAAUCAGAGUAUUAUUCUGCUGAAGAAAGAACAAGUUUAUCUGACAGUGAUACUGACCUCUUGAAUCAGUCUACAGAUUACGAGGCUAUAGGUGAAGCAGCCUCAGUGUCUUCUGACAAUACAGACAGUGUGUUUGACAGUGUUGACACCAAUUCAAACCAAACACAGGUGGGAAGAAAUCGAGCUCCAAGUAAGAAACAGAAAAAGAGACGGAAAGAUAGAUUAAAAAAGCAGUCAAUCUUAUAUGCUGACUAUGAUGCUCCAUUUAGAAAUGUUGAAAACAUUGACUUCGAAGUUGCAGAUCUUGUUGGUUAUUCUGAUGAAAACUCGCGUCCCAACAUCCGAAAUGUGCCGACAUUGUUUGAGUUAUGUAUUUGUUCAAUUUCAACCAAGGGCACCCGUCAGAAACAACAAUCGACAAGCAGCAUGCCUCGUCCCAUGAAACAUGUUUUGUAUGAGAGAAGGAGAGACCAGGCCUUUACAAGCAUUCAACUGUCAUGGCUGUAUCGUCUCCUUGCCUACAUUGAAAAACAGGAGGCAGCUUGUAAAAGUACAUGUACGUUAAAGGCUCGAAACAUCUGGAAUGAUGAUUUCUGUGCUGAUGGAGAUUACGCUGGUGGUGAAGUCACAUCAAUAUUACCAUAUUCCUAUAUUAACUACAAGCGGAGUUAUUAUAGUCAUACGGGAUGGCAUCAUACAUUUUACAGAUUGUCAGUGGUGGCGAGUGUGAUAGAGAUUAUGCUACCUCAGCAUAUUUCUGCCGGCCGUCUCCGUCACUCGUCCCGAGACUGCAGCUCGGAGUCCCAGCUCAUCCAGAAAGCCACUGAUGCCACGGUCUCCUCUGUGAGGGAAGUUCUUAAGAAAAGAUACCCAGCUGUGGUUGAGGUCUUCUUUGACAAAGCACUGCCCUAUGUGUUCUGGGCUCGAGGAAACUUGAAGUUUGCUGCUGAAUGUUUUGUUAGACUUGCUCUAACUAAUGAAGAUAAUGCCAGAGCUAUGCUGUUAAGCGAGGCAGCAAGACUCUAUGCUCAGAACGAGGAACCACAGAAAGCGUCUCGACUCCAUAUAGAAGCCUCUGAUACCAUUGUGCCAAAGUCAAGGUCACUGAAACUGGAUAAAGAUGUCCUCCUCCAGCAGUUCACAUUGAUGGCCAGUGUGUAUGAUCAAGGUGUGAUGACACCUGAGAAAGCCACACUGGCAGCUGGGGCCUGGGCUGCUGCCAUCAAGUACAUGCAUCCUACAUGUCCUUGGAGCUCUGGGAUCCAGGCUGUGGAGUCUUUCCUGUGUUUUCACGCUGGAACAGCACAAGAGAGUGUUCAGGAUCACCUUCAGAAAUCUGUGAAGCUGAUAGAGAGUCUGGUGGGGCAGUAUGGGAUCUUCCUGCUCCAUCUGUCACUGGUGAAGGCUCUGCUGGGUGCAACUCGGGAGUCUCUCAGGGCCUUCUCUUCUGCCCUUACAAGUGGAAUGCUGGAAAUACCAUCAUCACUGAGAGGUAACUCUCGCAAACACACUCCAUGGCAGCCAGUCCUUGACCUUGUUGCUGAACAUGGACCUCCAAAAUUUCUCAAGGUCAUAUGGAGAACACAGCUUGGUCAUCUUCGGAUUGUCAAUAACAAGAAUUCCUUCGAGAGUGACUACCAAGCUAAGGACCUCAACCUGAGACUGACAGAUGCUGGCUUCCUGACGGCUGAUCUGCAGAUGGUGCUGCCCCCUAUCCGAGCCCUCAACUUGGAUCCUUACACAGGGCUCCAACUCCAUACGUCAGGGCUGACCUUCAGGUGGCACUCCCUGCCCUACAUGCAGACGCAGAAUGGUGCACGCAACAGAAAUGGACUACACACAGUACCAACAUUGACCGAGGUGUAUCGUGACCCUGUAAAUGAAACAGUCAUCUACCUGUUGAGUCCGGACUCACGCUUGCUUGCUGAAGACAAGCAUGUUGAAAAUAGCAGACAGAUUACUUUGUUCUGGAGGGCAGCUGGAGGUCAAAGGGCAAAGCUCAACCUGAUACCAUUUGUCAAGGAAGUGUACAGGAAGAAAGUAAUAGACUACAUAACAGCCUCCAGAAAUCGUAUAGAUGGCGCCAGCUGGAAGGAGAAGAUGAAGAUGUCCCUAGAGUACUGCUUUGUGAAGGGCUACAAUUUAUCAAAUCAAGUAGUGGAGGCGGUAAUGGAGAAGAAAUGGAACAAAAUUGUCGAAUUUAGUGAAAAAUCAAGCAAAAAAUCAAAUCUUUCAAAAACAAAGAAAAAAGAUGAGACAGGAAAGAAAAAGGCACCUUGCCUCUAUGAGCCCCAAGAUUUUAGCCUCCUGCUUGAGGAGUGUUUUGCCUACAAGGACACUCUCUAUCUAGCAGUCUGGGAUGAUCGCACGUCAAAGAGGGUUCAAGUGUUUGUAGACUGUACCAACAAGGCCAGCUUCUUGGAGCCGGUAGUGACGAUGGACCACUCCUAUGACUCCUACAACGAUGAAGGGGACCCCAAGCUGUGCAGCGUGCACCAGACGAGGACCAGUUGGAAGCAGCACACUCCUCAAGAAGACAUCAUGUGGCACUUUGGGGUGGAGAAGGAAACCAAUCAAAGGAAGCAGUUUGUAUUUGGCAAGAAAGGAGAGUUGCUAAAGACCAUCUCAGAUAAUCAAAUGGAGGAACCACAUGUUCUCGGGAAGAAGCUCUAUGGCCUCACAGAUAACAAACUUAGAGUCCGAUGUGAUCCUAUCACUGCAGAUGAGGUUUUGAGUGAAGAGUUUCCUGUAAUAAAAACUCUCCUGUUUGGAGGAAAUACAGUCAUGGCUGUAACAGACAAUGCCAUCUUCUUCCUGCAUCCUGACACACUACAAACCCUGACUGUUACCAAGCAACAGGACAGCAGCAGCCUGGAGGUGAGUGAGGACGGCUGCUACAUCAGCUUCCUGCCAGGAUCUCCAGUUAGGAUACUGGAGCAGAAAAAACUGGAGGAGAGGACCAGACUCACGGUUGGCAUCAGUGCAAUACUGAUGUUUGUGGAUGUCACAGACGAUGCUGUGGAGAUUGUCAUGGACCUUUUGGUUCCUGGAGUUGCUGUGGAAUGUUAUUCCAUAAGUGGACAUGGUGAGUUUCUAGUGUCAACGACUCUGCAGGAGGGGGGCAGUUUCUACAGAGAGCAUGUGUUCCACUAUGACCGUCACGGGAAGAUCCUGGGGGUGCUGCCCUUCCUUGGACCAGGACCAAGAUGUUUCUGUGUGGAGUACUUGAAGGGUCCGGUGGAUGAGACAAAUGCAGAUUCUGAGUGUGGCAGAGCAGGCUGGCAUGUCUUUCUGAGAGAUGGCCAUGAGGGGAUUAUAGGUGUACGCCUGUGAAUAACAGGAACUGUCACAGACUGGCCAUGAGGGGAUUAUAGGUGUACGCCUGUGAAUAACAGGAACUGUCACAGACUGGCCAUGAGGGGAUUAUAGGUGUAUGCCUGUGAAUAACAGGAACUGUCACAGACUGGCCAUGAGGGGAUUAUAGGUGUACACCUGUGAAUAACAGGAACUGUCACAGACCGGCCAUCUGGAGAUUAUAGGUGGGUGUCUGUGAAUAACAUGAACUGUCACAGACUGGCCAUCAGGGGUUUAUAGGUGUACACCUGGGAAUAACAGUAACUGUCACAGACCAGCCAUCAGGGGAUUAUAGGUGUACACCUGGGAAUAACAGGAACUGUCACAGACUGGCCAUCAGGGGUUAUAUGUGCAUGCCUGUGAAUAACCGUAACUGUCACAGACUUGCCAUCAGGGGAGUAUAGGUGUACGCCUGUGAAUAUCAGGAACCUUUGUAGAUUGUCUGUCAUUGGAUUAUUGUGGCAGACUGUGUUAGAAGGGCAUGCAGUGUGCACACACAUUCAUUUGGCUUGUAAUACCUAAUUUAGAUAUCCCUGCAUGUUUGGCCAGUUAAUAAUAUGUUCCUGUUUCUCGUGAUGUUUCCCAAAGCUGACUGAGAAGGGAGGGAGGUAUUUAUUUGUUAAUAUUACAUUUGAAAUCUAUUAAGGUAACUUGGGUUUAACAUACCACAUGAUUGUUCUUUUAUGGACAUCAAGGUAUAAUCACUGAACAAAGUGGACAUGUUGUGAUAAAUUAUGGAUUAUCAUGACUUUUUGCUGCAUCUUUGAAGUGUUUGAAGACGUUUUCAUCUUUAAUAUUUAAUGUUAAUUUUGUGGAUUCUUUCUUUUCUUGUUUGUACUUUUUUUUAUUAACACGUGGAUUUGUUUUACAUGUACUUAUCAUCAUUCAAAGAAAUGGCUCAAAGAUCACAAAAGUAUUUCAAGGUAGUCAUGCUGUGUCAGACAGAAGGGGGAAAUGUUCAUGUGGGAGUUAUGGCCCUUGUUCCAUGCUUUUCAAGUUUGUGCAUUGUGUGUGAAAUGGGGACAGGUUUUAUCAGAAACUACUGAAGUAACUUGAAUGCAAGUUUGCAUGGCUUAUCUUAGAGAUACUUUUCAAGACUGAGUUUGAAAAAUGGUCCAGUAAAUUAUGUUUUUGAUAGAGUUACAGCCCUUGAUCCAUGUAUAUUACUUAGUGCAAAGUGUCUGGGGACUAGGUUUCUCAGAAACUAGUGAAAUUAUUUUAUCUAAGAGAUAUUUAUCAAAAUAUUUUUUCCGGAAAAGGGGCAUUUUGUGUGUAUUAAUUUUACAUUUAAUCAUGUUUUCUGGUGACGUAAAGCAGCACAAGUUCAACAAUAUUGUAAUGUGCCCCAUGGGGGCAGGGGGAUGUGAUAACACUGUUUUUUUGUUGCAAAGAUUCUACCCACUAGUUGUUAUCAUGCAAUGAUUUUUUUAAUCCAACAUGUACAUGUAUUUAAAUUGUAACAAUAAAAUCAUGAAAUUGUC